AUCUACGAUAAGCAAAUUAAGUAAUUACGUUAUCGCUGCCGGAUUUUGGUUGAAUGGGAACCAAGUUUUAGAUACAUAUGUAAAUCGUGCCACACAAUAAAUAAAAAGUACUACUCGAGGCUGCAGAAAUAUUCGUCUCGUUUUUUUAGGAAAUUUUCUUUUCUCAUGGAAAAGUGGUGAUUUUUUUUGGAAUAAUUGGUAUUAAAAAGGAAUAAAUAAUUUUCAAAAUCGAAAAAUAUGAAGCGACUGGAAAGGUGUAAAGGAGAGACGAGUUAUCACAAAAUUGAGUCGGACACGGAUGGUGAAAGCAGUCCAAAUUCUUCCGGCGUGGUGACGACGUCAACACCGAAAAAGCGGAGCGAUUCCGAGCAAUCGAGAAAUACGGAGGAUAAAGUUUGUCAAAUCUGGGAGGAUUUUGAUCACUGGAUUUCGAACGAGUUUUCUCCUCCCGGCGCAAAAACUCGGGAUCAUGAUAAGCCCGCCGACGAGAAGCAGAUAAGCUGUGAUGAGACGUCAAGCAUUAUCGAUGCAGGAUUAUCUUCUGCUCAAGUGGAGACUGUUUUUGGGGGAAAUGAGCGGACCGGGAUUCAUGGAUCGGGCAUUUUUUGCCGAAACCCGGGUUGUGUUCGGCACUCGUCUUCAUGCACGUUGCUAUCACAAAGUAAUCGGAAUCAUCAAGAUGAUACCAUCCAGAGACAGAGAGGAUGCUACAGCUUGGAAAUAUGUGACCCACGUCCUCCAAGAUCAUCGAAUUUCGACCCAGGCCCAACCAUGUUCACUGUUUCGCCAUAUUUGGUCUCCAUUUUUGUCCUUCUAGCGACAUCUGUUUUCGUUUUUGCAAUAUUAAUUUUGUGGUCGACUCGCUUCUAUGAAAAUGGUUCUACCACAAUUCAAAAUUGGUGGAGUCCACGACCCUACGGGAGAAAUAGUGGGGGUUAAUUUAUUAAAGGGAACUUUAGUAAAUAUGAAAUAAAUACAGGAAAAAGUUAAAAUGUGAACAUUUAAAUUUAGUUUUUGAAAGCUUAUAAAUAAAUAUUUGAAUUAUAAAA
Folsomia candida is the source of this 1049-nucleotide messenger RNA. RefSeq lists its product as uncharacterized. NCBI's taxonomy places the organism in Eukaryota, Metazoa, Arthropoda, Collembola, Entomobryomorpha, Isotomidae. The transcript has 4 exons. The record is from RefSeq and is a predicted model, not a curated record. The coding region runs from base 238 to 939 and encodes 233 amino acids.